Acanthosepion pharaonis is the source of this 561-nucleotide messenger RNA. The record is from the annotation of a GenBank genome assembly. Lineage: Eukaryota; Metazoa; Mollusca; Cephalopoda; Sepiida; Sepiidae.
AUGAGAUCACAAAAGCAACACGAAGCCAAAUGCCGUGUUCACGUUGACCCACACGUCCAUGAGGACGGCCAUCAACGAUUCAUUCGUUCUAUAAUUUUAUUCUUAUUCUUAUUUUUCUUCUUAACCCUUAAUUUUUUUUAUAUUCUUAUUUUUCUUGGAUUUUCUUCUUCUUAUUCUUAUUUGAUGCAAUUUAUUUUUUGGAAUUAUUAUUAUUCGCAUCUUUUUUUUCAUUCUUUUUUUCUUCUUUUUUCUUGUUCUUAUUUUUUAUUCUUCUUAUUCUUCUUUUUUCUUCUUAUUUAUUUUUAUUUCUUGAGCCCUUGCGUCUCCUUCUUGUUCUCAUUCCCCUUACAUUUUCUCAUUCUUAUUCUUCAUUAUUCUUCACAUUGUUCAUGUAUUUUAUUUCUUCUUCUACACUUUCUUGUUUUUUAUUAUUUCUUUGGUUUCGUCUGCAUACUCAUUUCCUUUUCUUCUCAAUUCACAAAUAGCAUCCUCAUUUUUCUUGUUCACAUCCUUCUGUAUUUUAAGAACAUUUUUUUUUUUUUUUUUUGUCUUCAUUUUUGA